Messenger RNA from Somion occarium, 487 nucleotides. The record is from the annotation of a GenBank genome assembly. NCBI's taxonomy places the organism in Eukaryota, Fungi, Basidiomycota, Agaricomycetes, Polyporales, Cerrenaceae.
ACCACACACCUGUUUCUGCCAUUCAACUUACAUUGUACCAUGAGUUUAACCAUCGCUGCCAUUGCAAGCAUUUCGCUCAUUGCCUAUGCAUGUCUGGUGCCAGCACCUGUUCUAGUAUAUGACAGAGAGAAGAGCCGAGGUAUCAGAGAGUCGGAGCAAACCUAUCCAGACGAGCUUGACGAUAUAGAGAGGUUACGCUACCCCGCGAUAACUCGAACCAUGGCAGGGUCGAUUCCGUUGGCUGCACAGCUGGCGUGGAAGUAGUUCUCGUUCGAUACACAAAUAAACAAUGUAUCCAGGUUUCAUUCUUGUUAACGUACAAUAGCAGAUGAAAGAACAAGAUUUGUUGAAAGCCUAAGUCAAGCCAGCGUGUAAAACGGAAAGAGCAUUUAGCAAUAAGCCUUGGGCGAAUAGAGACGGAUAUCGAGAAAAGCUCGGUCAUAGUUUCAAUAUUCGAUGCAUGAGAGAACAAAUGUAAAGGAUCCAC